AUGAGCUCCACAAAAAUCGGACCCCAAAAGCGCAAAACGCGCACAUGGGAUCCCAGUCCUGCAAUAAACAUUGACAUACUAUCACUCGAAGACCAAGAACCAUUCAACCAAAACAGACCCAAAAGAGUCAAGCGACAUGGAACAGAACCUUCUGGAUUCGUCCUCGAUUAUACUCGUAGUCGACAAAUGGCGCUAAAGAAUAUGGGGAAAGGAAAACCGUUUACGGAUGAAGCGGACAUUGAGAGAAGACAGUCGAGGCCCCUCACAAGUUUGAGACCUACACCCUUGAUUCCCUGGUUGGUGAAGGAUCAUGCUCCUAUAAUCCCGAAAGAAGGAGCAACUGUGAAACCGCCGGAAAAGCCACCACUUGCCCCAACGGGCGGUCUACGACCACCUUCAGGAGGAAUUGCGCAAAAGAGAAAAUCGAAGGUAGCUCAGCCAUCCCGUUCCCAAGAUUUUCCCAACAUAGAUUUCAGAGUACCGAUGGCUGCUGGAAACAUUGGCUGGGCGAUGUCACUUGCAGUUGAAAGACAGCGGCAAGUCAAUAUCUCAGCCGGGGAGGCGAUAUCAAUGUACCAAAUGUGCAAACAAGGCGAACUUUUGUACAAGUUCGAGAAGGAAUUUUGCCAAAAUUCAUUAUAUAAGGAUAAAGGAGAAGGCAACACCGGCCAUGUUCACUGGUUCAUACACAAUUUGGCACGAAAACAGGCCGGAGUAGGGCCACGACCUUAUAAUCCUCCCACUGAAAAACAAUUGGAGGCACUCAAUGAGAUGAGAAAUACUAAGGAAGGAAGAGAGAAGAUUAUUGCAAAUGCCCGCGCCAUUGGAGAAAAAAAUAAAUGGAUAAAGCCAGGAAAGCUUGAGAGUCUUAUUGACCGUUCUUUCAAAUCGAAAUCUAGAUCAGGAGCACCAGUUACGACGGAAAUGACUACAGCUGCUAGUACAAAGAGUACUCAAGCUCAAACACCGUUGCCUUGGUCGAAGACGGAAGCAUUGGCGUUUGGUCCAGCGACCACAACCGUUCUAUCUCCUGAGGUUCAAGCAGUAAUAAAAGACCUCAUCAAGUCACUCGAAAAGGAAAUUCCUAUUACGUCUGUGCCCCCAAAGACCAAAAGCAUACCCGGAUCCAUAUCAGCAACGACUCACCCAAGAGGUCAUUCACCCGGCCAAGCGACGUCAGUGGAUGACUACGUGAAAGAUCUCGCGAAACAAUUGUCCGCAUUACCAACGACCAAAACAAAAGAUGAAUCUCAAACUCAAACUCAAAUUACACAGUCUGUAAAUCUGUUGGGAGCAACGGUAACAGUAACAUCUUCAGCCGCAACUAAAACAAAAGGAUCUAGUGCGGCACCACCUCAAAAACCUAAGGGCGCACCACCACAAGGAAUUGAAGAUGUGAUUACUCCCAUGCUUGAAGGUACUAUUAUUAAUACUACCUCGUCUGUUGAUCUAGGAUCGGUUUCCGCAGCUGUAACAACUAUACUUUUACCUGCAGCUACCACUGCUCCUACUACUACUGCUGCUGCUGCUGCUGCUGCUGCAACUACCCGUGCCGCUCGUACCGCGGCCGACAUCGAGAAAGUCUUCGGCAAACGAAGUAAUCUCUGCGUGCCGCCUCCCACCCUCCGACAAAACAUCGGUUUCCACUACGUUUCGGACCUGCAUCUCGAGCAAACUAGUUACGACAAUUUUGACUUCACCCCCAGCGUGGGUUAUCUGGUACUCGCUGGAGACAUCGGAUGGGCUCAUUCGUCGCACGAAGCCAGAUAUCGCAAGCUCCUCGCGAGGAUGUGUGCUAAACCCAAAAUUAAACGUAUUUUCCUCGUAGCGGGGAAUAGAGAUUUCUGGCCUAUUCACACGAACACGGUUCAAGGCGCAUUGGGAGUGAUGAGGAAAUUUGCAGCGCAUCCGGAUAUGAAUGGAAAAUUAACAUUUUUGGAAGACGAAAGUUUUGUGAUUGAAGAGAAUGGUGGGAAGAUAGUAGUGCUAGGCUGUACAUUAUGGACAGAGACCAGACGACGUGGCGGUGGCGAACCACGCGAUCAAGAUAAUGCCCAGCGAACUGCAAGACACAGAGCUUCCUGUGAAUGGAUACGGCAGGAAACAGCCAAGAUACGAAAUGAUCCCAAGGAAGUCCUAACGCGUAUACUAAUCAUCACACACAUGCCGCCUUCCAAGAGCGGAACAUCAGACCCCACGCAGACGGCGAUAAAGCCGCGGGAUUUUACAUCAGGUUCUAUGCAUGGUAGUGAUGUGAUUGAUGGGUGUAAGGCGAAGAAUUAUGACCAUAGUAUGAUUAAGACGACGAUGCCGCAGUUGGAUUCGAGAGAUGUCUGGAUUUGGGGUCAUACCCAUUGGAAUGAACCGGUUUAUGGGAGGGUGAGACAUGGUGGGAUGAGGUUUGAGUCUAAUCAGAGGGGUAAUGCUACGAAUAGGGUUUAUCAUCCUAGACCGAUAGAUGCUUUUCAACCGAAUAAGGUUAUUUGGGUGUAG
Sclerotinia sclerotiorum 1980 UF-70 is the source of this 2493-nucleotide messenger RNA. RefSeq lists its product with no specific name. The record is from RefSeq and is a predicted model, not a curated record. The coding region runs from base 1 to 2493 and encodes 830 amino acids. The transcript has a single exon. Lineage: Eukaryota; Fungi; Ascomycota; Leotiomycetes; Helotiales; Sclerotiniaceae.